This is a messenger RNA of Gambusia affinis (western mosquitofish), 3790 nucleotides long. RefSeq names its product platelet and endothelial cell adhesion molecule 1a (gene pecam1a). The record is from RefSeq and is a predicted model, not a curated record. NCBI's taxonomy places the organism in Eukaryota, Metazoa, Chordata, Actinopteri, Cyprinodontiformes, Poeciliidae. Gene Ontology annotation, biological process: cell surface receptor signaling pathway. The coding region runs from base 128 to 2521 and encodes 797 amino acids. The transcript is spliced from 15 exons. Gene Ontology annotation, molecular function: transmembrane signaling receptor activity.
CAGUCUUCGUCUGCUACGCACUCCACUUCUCCCACUGCAAGGUCCUCCUCCGUCCCUUCCAGUGUCUCUUCUUCUGCUCACAGGAGUUGAGUUUUGAUCGCACAGCAGCAAACCACCUUCACUCAGGAUGGGCUCCAGACCCCCUGGACUGCUGCUGCUUCUCUCCAGCCUCCUCCACAUAUUGAAGUGUGCCAGAGGAGAGUCAUCAUACAUUAUAGAUACUGUUGGUCUCUCAAUCCUGCCUAAAGACAAUGUUCAGAGUGGAACCAAGGUGAUGAUUCGUUGCGACGCACGCGUCAGUUCCAGCAACAUUUCUCAUCUGGAAUACCUUUUCAAGUUUAAACGGGAUGACGUCGAAAUCCACACAGCCAAUACCACAAAAGACUCUACUUACUAUGAGAUCAACCCAGCCAGGGCAGUCGACUCGGGAAAUUAUCAGUGCCAAGUCUCUGUGAAGAACAAGCGCAAGCUCAGCAACACCAAGGCACUUGAUGUCAAAGGCCUACAAACCCCCAUUCUUCAUCUUAAUAAUUCAGCACCCUAUGAAAGUGAGGAGUUCAAAGUCACCUGCAGUGCUCCAGAUGAGAAAGGAGGUCUUACAUUCAACUUUUACAAAACAUUUGGAGAUGGACAGCCUCAGCGGAUAAAGAAGCAACAAACCACUAAUAAUGUUCUAGAGACCACUCUGACACUCAGCCACAUAGGGGACUGCUUUCUGUCCUGUGACUACGAGAUCAGUUUGGUCUCAGGUCCCACAAGCUCUAACAUCAGCAAUGAGAUUCAAGUGAAAGUCAAAGAGCUCAGCAUCAUCCCGGACAUGACUAUAUUACCCAACGAUAUCUAUGAACCAGAUAUAGUAGAAGUGACCUGUAAAGUACAGAUUCAUUUAGCAGACAUCGAAAUAUUCCUUGUAAAGGACCGGACUGUUCUCAGUAGAACCACGGGUAAAACUCUCAUUCAUCGAUUUAGUCCAAAACCGACAGACUCUGGAGAGCUUGUUUGCAAGGCAGAGUGGAGAAACGUCCAAAAAGAAAACUAUAAAACCAUCAAAAUCAAAGAAGUAUUUUCAAAGCCCCAGCUGUAUUUGGAGCCCGUGGACCUGUUUGAAGGAGAAUCAUUCAGACUUAACUGUUCGGUCAAGGUUUUUUUUCCUGAGAUGAUUGGUAAAACUUUGAAAUACCACCUCUACAAAGAUGGCACAGAAUUGAUCAGUUCAGCCACAUAUGCUGCUGUUGCACACCCUAAUAGUAAUGGAAACUACUCCUGUAAAGUUGAGGGCACUCGUAUUUCAACCCCUCUUCAUAAGGAGAGCGAAGCAGUUAUUGUUAAAGCUAAAGUCCCUGUUUCAGAUCCUGUGCUGAGUGUGGUCGGGGGCAAAAUUCUUUUAGGCAAGGAAUUCCAACUGAUCUGUCACAGUCACACGGGCUCUUUUCCCAUCAAAUACACCCUUUUUACACAUAAUGGGAGGAAGAUGAGCAGGGAGGUGAGCAGAUCUGAGGACCGGGCUACCUUUGACAUACCUCCAAUUUACAAGAUCUCCGAUUUAAAAACUUUUCUAUGCCAUGCAAGUAAUAAUCCACGUACACCUUCUAAAAAAGCUUUAGGGCAGCUUCUGCUGAAGUCAACCAAUAUUAUCGAGCCCAUCUCAAAACCAGAGCUGACCAUUCAUCCCAGCCAGGACAUCACUGAGGGACAAAGUAUACAACUCGUCUGCUCUGUACAGACAGGCAGUCGACCCAUUAACUUCACAUGGUACCACCAAGAGUCCAAUGGAGCGCUGGCUUCCCUCUCAACCAACAAACUAGAAGAAUACCACAGCAUAUCUAGCGCCAAUAAAAAGCACUCUGGGAAAUACUACUGCACGAGCACAAACCCAGCUAAUGAAUCCAAAUGGAGUGAAUCUGUCACAAUCGAAGUGAAAAUGGCAGGGUGGAAGAAAGCACUUAUCAUUGUCUUCUGCUUCAUACUUCUCCUCAUCCUCUUCCUUGUGAUUGCCUUAAAAACACGGCUUUUUCAUUUUAAGAGGCAAAGAGCAGCGAACUUGUCAGUGAAGUCAGUCAGCACCAAAGUAGAGCGACUGAGUCUCACACAAGCUGAGGUCAUUGAUUCAAACGCCACCCCAACCAUGAUGGGAAAAAGUGUUUGGAGUGACCAGGUCUCAGGUUCUGGUGGGUAUGAGUCGGAUGACCAGAACAGCAGCAUGUUACCAGAAAAAAAGACUGAACCUGAAUAUACUGAGGUUCAAAUAAAAGAUGCAGACCCAACCAGAGCGCCGGCGAAGCGGGGCACGGACAACAUCUACAGCGAAGUCCGCAACUCCCAGCAAGGUGUCCCAGAGGUGCCUGAUGGUAAACCAGUGGAAUAUGCCCAGCUGAAUCAUGACGGAAAUCACCAACCUGACAACAGUCAGGUCAGCGAUCAGACCCUGAAGCGUGAAAACAUAACCGACUCUGAAAAUAACACUGAUGUUUGCACUGGUGACCUAGAGGAAGGAACCUGUGACCCUGCGCCAGACUGCUGAUGAUCCAACAAACGUAUUUGUUCCCCUUUUCACCCAUCAUGUUAUUGCAGCUGAUGUUUUUUUUUUAACUAGAAGAAGAUGAAACCUUUUGCAUUGCACAAUUAUAUUCUUGUAUUAUUGCUGAAUUCUGUUAAAAGGUUCCUCUUUUUGAUCACAUGAAUAAAAUGUUUUGCUAUUAAGUGUCAUGUUUUUUCGGCUUGAGAAACAGCACGUGUCUCUUUAAACUACAAAGACUAAAACUUAAACAAGACUAUUAAGUGGAGGGCUUUGAAAAUGUGUUCAUCGCUCACAUUUUCUACCAUUUUAGAUUUUCUUUCAAGCAAAAUUCUUCAGAUCAUCCAAAUAUGUAAUAUUAGCAGUGGAUAAUUUGUUGUUUUUAAAUGGUAAUUUUAUUUCUUAAGAAAAGCUAUCCAGACUACAGCCUGAAACCUGGUUGUGUCAUCGUUUGCGGCAACAGCAGUCAAGCAUUUGUGGUGACGAUUAUGAACCUCACACAUGAUCGUCGUCGUCAUGUUAAGGAAUUUUGGUUAAUUCUUCUUGGGGAGAAACCUUUUAACCCUUUCAUGCAUGAAUUGUGAUCCUCGUCUGUCUGCCAUAUUGAUUUAACAAAUUUUUUUUUUUUUCUGCACUUACAGCGGAUGGCUAGUGAUGUUGGUUUCUGAAAACCCGUCCAUGUUGUAUGCCAAAUGUAGCGGGACACGCUGUACAUUUUAAUAAGGCCUCUGGGAUCAACAAGAUGUUUUUAGGAAACUUGAGAAGAGAUGGGCCUUUGUGUUUAUUUUGAUCAGCUGGCCUUGGCUCUUUCUAAUGAAGUCUCUUUCUCGCUGUUGAAUCCUGAGCCUACUGAGACCUGCAUUGAUUUAGGUGUCGUUUCAGAAUGUUUUGUUACCUUCUCGAGUCUUUGAAGAAACUUGGGUGGUCAACUACUUUUGGGAUUUUGUCCAUUUUUUGUACAAUGGCAUUUACUGUGGUUUUAGAUUGAUAAAUGUCAACAAAUUUAAUUCUCACCUGCUCUUAAAUUUCCUUAGAUGAGUUUGCAUGACGUGUUGUUUACUUCUUGUUGUAAGACAGGUUGUCUUUAAAUGGGUUCUUGAUUCUACAGUUCAGGCAAGAUGUUAUGUUUGGGUGUGGCUGGUUAGAUUGAAUAAAAAAUGUGCCUGAUUAGCGGUUAAUUCGUAACCUAAUGAGGGGGACAAUUGUAGUUUUACACAGAGCCACUUUAAGUUUGACAAAUUUAUUUCACUUAAUAAAAGAAAUUAUCAUUUGAAA